This is a messenger RNA of Lactuca saligna, 591 nucleotides long. NCBI's taxonomy places the organism in Eukaryota, Viridiplantae, Streptophyta, Magnoliopsida, Asterales, Asteraceae. The record is from the annotation of a GenBank genome assembly.
AUGAAUUUGAAUCUUUGGUCAGCAACACCUAUUCACGAUGGAAUGAGGACACCUAUGUGUGACAGAGCAUGGAAUCCAUACGUACCCAUGAGUCCUGCCAGGGAAUCUUGGGAAGAUGGAAACCUUGGUUCUUGGGGAAGCAGUCCUCAGUAUCAACCGGGAAGCCCUCGUUCAAGAGCAUAUGAAGCACUAACUCCAGGUUCAAGAUGGGCCAAUAGUCCUUCUGGUGGAAGUUACAGUGAAGCUGGCACACCAAGGGAUAAUAUGGAUAGGGAUACUACCCCUGCCUCCUAUGGUAAUGCUCCAAGGCCUUACUUGCCAUCAAAACCUAGUGGACAGCCGCCCAUGACACCAAGCUCAACAUAUUUACGUGGUACACCAGGCGGCCAACCAAUGACUCCUGGUGUUGGUGGCUUGGAUAUGAUGUCACCUGUAGUAGGUGGGGAUAACGAUGGACCAUGGUUCCUACCAGACAUAUUGGCGAAUGUACGCCGAUCAGGUGAAGAUGUUGUUGUUGGUGUCAUCCGAGAAGUGCUUCUGCUGUUGGUGGGGAUGUCAUCACUGCCAGCCCAAACGAGAUGGAGGUGGUAG